UGGUUUUCAUAUAUAUUCUUGACUUUGCCCUCUCUCUCUCUCUCUCUCUCUCUCUCUCUCAUUAUGCUAACCCAUCCAGCUAGCAAGCCACUUCUCUCUCUCUCUCCCCCUUUGUCUCUCCCUUUUUUUCUUCAUCUUUUUCUAUAAGUUAAAAAACUUUCACUAACUCAAAAGUGUGUUUGAACCCUCAAACUCCAACUAUAAGCCACCUCCAAGAUCUCACUCUUUUCAAUCAAAAAUAAAAAUAAAAAAUGAAGUUCAAUUUUCCUAAACCAAAACUCUUAUUUUUCUUUCUCAUUCUCUCCCUCUUGUGUCUUCAAUCUCUAUCCUCCUCCACCAUCAAAAAACAUGCCUCAAAAACAAGAAAAACAAUCAUCAAUGAUCAAUUCAAAGAAGCCCCUCAAUUCUACAACUCACCAAAUUGUGCCUCCAUCACUGAGCCAGAAGAAGACACCGAACAUGACACUGGCACAUAUAUCUGCUCCGAGGAAGCAGUCCAUGUGGCAAUGACAUUAGACACAACAUAUAUCCGAGGAUCCAUGGCUGCAAUCCUCUCUGUCCUCCAACACUCAUCAUGUCCACAAAACAUCAUCUUUCACUUUGUUUGUUCCUCAAACACUUCACUUCUCCACUCCAUAAUCUCAAAAUCAUUCCCAUACCUCAAAUUCCAAGUCUACAAUUUUGAUGAUUCAAUCGUUUCGGGUUUAAUCUCAACCUCGAUUCGAUCAGCACUUGAUUGUCCUCUCAAUUAUGCAAGAAGCUAUUUGGCAAAUCUAAUUCCAUUAUGUGUAAGAAAAGUUGUGUACUUGGAUUCAGACCUUAUCUUAGUGGAUGAUAUCACAAAACUUGCAUCAACACCAUUAGCCGAAAAAAAUGCAGUUUUGGCAGCACCAGAGUAUUGCAAUGCAAAUUUCACAUUUUACUUCACACCAACAUUUUGGUCCAACCCAUCUUUGUCUUUAACAUUCGCGAAUCGAAAAGCUUGUUACUUUAAUACCGGGGUUAUGGUAAUUGAUCUAGAAAAAUGGCGCGACGGAGAUUACACAACAAAGAUUGAGGAAUGGAUGGAAUUACAAAAGAGGAUGAGAAUCUAUGAACUUGGUUCAUUGCCACCUUUUUUGCUUGUUUUUGCAGGGGAAAUUGUUCCAGUGGAUCAUAGAUGGAAUCAACAUGGUCUUGGUGGUGAUAAUUUUCGAGGUCUUUGUAGAGAUCUUCAUCCUGGUCCAGUGAGUUUAUUGCAUUGGAGUGGAAAAGGUAAACCAUGGGUGAGAUUGGAUGCUAAUAGACCUUGUCCUUUGGAUGCUCUUUGGGCACCUUAUGAUCUUUUGCAGACACCAUUUUCUCUUGAUUCUUGAUUAGGGAAGGAAAAAUCAAGUUUAAAUGUAAUUAAUAAAAAAUAUAUAUAUAUAUAUAAUCUUUUGAACAAUGGAAAAAAGAGACAAUUGUGAAGUGAAGAAUAUGAGACUUUUCAAUAUUGUUGAGAAAAAAAUAAUGACUUUGUAUAUAGUUGAAGAGUUGCAUAUUUUGAAUAUGUAGAUUCAUCGAGUAAUUUUUGUUCUUAUUAAUGAGAGCAUAAUCAAAUUCAAGUUUA
This is a messenger RNA of Medicago truncatula (barrel medic), 1591 nucleotides long. RefSeq names its product probable galacturonosyltransferase-like 1. The transcript has a single exon. NCBI's taxonomy places the organism in Eukaryota, Viridiplantae, Streptophyta, Magnoliopsida, Fabales, Fabaceae. Gene Ontology annotation, cellular component: Golgi apparatus. The record is from RefSeq and is a predicted model, not a curated record. Gene Ontology annotation, molecular function: glycosyltransferase activity. The coding region runs from base 252 to 1355 and encodes 367 amino acids.